Molecule: messenger RNA, 2283 nt
Organism: Dimorphilus gyrociliatus
Lineage: Eukaryota; Metazoa; Annelida; Polychaeta; Dinophilidae
Source: the annotation of a GenBank genome assembly
AGUGUUUAAACUUCUUGCAGUCAGUAAUCAACUACCUAUGUCACGACAUAUUCCCUUUUCCUUCUUGAGAAGGCACUAAAACUUGAUUUACUCAUACAACGAUACAAAACUUCUUAAUUUGUUUUAUUCAUUCUUUAUGUAAAUCUUCUUUGUUGGAAAUUAUUUUUUUCAUUUGGGACCGAAGAUAAAAUGUCAAAUCAGUGGAACGAUGAUGGUAGUUUUAGAAAUAAGCCAAUAGGAGGUUGGCUACAUCAAGAUCAUCAGCUCUUACCUGGCAAUGGAGUGUCAUAUCCAGUUAGAUACAUGGGGUGUUUGGAAAUUACUCAGAGCAUGCGAUCAAUGUCAUUUGAGACUCGAAAAGCUGUGACAAAGUAAGCAUAGGGAAUAGUUUUUCUCUUAAUCAAAGCUAAGCAUUCACUAAAACUUUAGACAGUGCACAAUCAUAGUAACUUCUGCGGCCGGUAUGAGAUCAUCAAGUACGAAAAAAAUUGACAAAAGUUUAACUGAUAUAAUCAAAGAUACCCCUGAUAUGACAAAUGCAGGAAGUAAUUGUCAAGUAAUAAUAGAUACUGAAACUAUCCAACUAAUAUCUUUGGAUAAUCAGAGAUCUAUAGGUUUAUACCCUUUAAAUUCUGUAUCAUUUACAUCAAGUGGAGAUAAUGAUUUAGACUUUGUGACAAUUGUAUCCAAAGACGUUAUUCGGGGGCGAUUCUGUCACAUUUUAGAAUGUGGAAACAAAUCAUCUCAUGAUAUAUUAAAUACCCUUGGUCAGGCUUUCGAAUUACGAUACAAACAGUUUCUAGGUUUAGCUAUGAUCGAUUCUAGGGCUGUCGGUAAUUGCUACGUUGCUGAACCAAGUGCACCGCCUCUCACUAACGAAGUUGACGAAGAUAAAGGAAACGAUAAUAACGAUCAUAAGCCAACUGAAACACCAACUGAGGUAGUUCAUAAUUCAACAGAUGACUUUGGGAUGGAGCCUUUUACACUCGAAGGCUGCAUUGGUGCCGGGGAUCCUACAAAUGAAGAGUGGUUUCAUGGAAACAUUUCAAGAAGUCAAGCAGAGGAGCUUUUAAAAGAAGAUGGGGAUUUUCUCGUUAGAUUAACUUCAAAUUGCAUUGGUCAGUACGUAUUAAGCGGAAAACAUAAUCACACAGUACGCCACCUUCUUCUCGUAGACCCGAAUGGAAUAGUUCGCACAAAAACACAGGCAUUCAAUUCCAUCAGUCAUUUAAUUAGGCAUUAUGUUACUUCAGGGAAUCCCAUCCAUACAAAAGAUGGUUUAUUUGUUUUAAAAAGACCAGUAGCCCUAGCAAAUUGUUAAUUUAUAUUAGCAGAAAACUUUCGAAUCUUUUUUACUUCAUUUAGUUUAAAAAAAAAAUUAAUUAUCUGUCCAGAACAUAUUAUCAAAAUAAUAUACUCCAAACGCUCUAACAACAUAUAUCAACACUUUUAUCGUUCUAUAAAACCUUUGAAAUUUUACUUUACUGAGUUUUAUCAUGUUCUUUACCAAUGAAUGAGUAGUUUUCUAAAAUGCAAUGUUUUUUUUUAAAGUGUAGUUACACACAUAAAAACCAUUCAGACUUUUUACAUUCCCAGUCUUUUUUUUUGUCUUUAUUACUGCUUUUACUAGUUUGGAGGAGGAUAAACAAAACCAAUUUUUUUGUGAAGUUUGUUUACAAUGCAAAUGUUUUAUUUUUAAAUAUGUUACACAAUAAAAUUUAAGGGAAGUAUAAUUUAUGAAAUUUUGAAAUGUGUCUUUAUGAAGCACUAUCAGGUAAAAAGCUUCUUAUGCUUUCACUUUAAACCGUCAUAAAUUCAAAAAGACAGUUUUCAAAGUUCAUUUAAUUAAACUAGCUUACUUGCCCUCGAGCAAUGUUUUAAUUUCAUUUAGAACUAUUUCGGGUUCAGGAAACUUUAGCUUUCUGGGAGGUCCUUUCUUCAACCCAGUCCAAACAUUAUGGGUAUUUCCUUCCGAGUCUUGAAUAGAAAUUUCAAAAGCUCCUCGUUUGGGUUUUUCCUGAUUUAUUAAUACCUCAUCAAUACUUAAGUCUUCAUCAGCUCUUAAAAACUCUAUAAUGGCGGCCGCUUUGCGACCAUACACCCGUCAAGAUUUGCAAUGCUCUAUUAACACUGUUAUUGUACCGUCGACUUUUUUCUUCUUUGCUAAAGAGUCAUCUCUUUCUACUGACUGGUUAUUAUGAGCGAGAUCUUCGACUUCUUCAGUUGAUUUUGUCUUGAGACCUCUUUUCCUCUUUGGCGCCAUAACCAAAUUUGCACAAAAAA